Messenger RNA from Folsomia candida, 1030 nucleotides. RefSeq lists its product as uncharacterized. Bases 111 to 878 code for a protein of 255 amino acids. The transcript is spliced from 3 exons. Gene Ontology annotation, molecular function: nucleic acid binding. The record is from RefSeq and is a predicted model, not a curated record. NCBI's taxonomy places the organism in Eukaryota, Metazoa, Arthropoda, Collembola, Entomobryomorpha, Isotomidae.
ACCUGAAUGUGCAUCAAAUCGAUUUCCCCAACGCGGUUUGUCUUCGAGACAAACUAGAGUUAGUAGAUUUAAACGUUUUUAUUUAGGAGGAUUUCUGGUAAAAUCUGGAAAUGGCAGAGUCAUUAUUAGGAUCCGAGGAUGGAUUUCUGACGGAUGGGGACGAUAUUUUUAUUUCAAAAAAGGACGUUAAAGAUUAUCACGGUAACAUGGACCAUGUCAGAUAUUUGACGUGGUUUGAAAAGAUACUAGUGCCACCAAAAUCGGUCUUAGUUUUAGAUCAAGCUCCUUACCACCGCAAAAGGGUUGAAGGGACAUUAAUGCCGAACAUGGCCUGGUUGAAGCAGAAAAUAGUUGAUUGGGUUAUUCAACGUGACAUUCCGCUGCCCGACGGAAUUGAAAGUUUCAAUAAACUUACCAAAUCAUCACUUAUCGAACUGGCAAAAUCUAAACCCGUGAAACCAAAAUUUAUUGUGGAGAAACUUGCAGAAGAGAGCAACAAAGAUAUAAAAAAACUUUGGCUCCCACCUGCUCAUUGCGAGUUCAAUCCCAUUGAAUUAAUCUGGGCAAUUGUCAAGGGAUAUAUCGCAAAACAUAAUCCAGGCAACAAUUUGAACGGAAUAUAUGACUUGUCGAAGAAAGCAGUAUCAAAUAUAACACCUGAAAUGUGGAAGAAUUGCGUCCAUCAUUCUAUAAAAUAUGAAAACAAAAUGUGGGAGAGAGAUAGAUUGAUGGACAAUUUCCUAGAUUCGCCUACAACGAACUCAAUGACGCCAAUAAUUAUUCCUAUUCGUGAAAAUGACUCGUCAGACUCGGAAUAUUAUACUGAAUCUGAUGAUUUGGAAAGUGAAGACGGGGAUUUAGAAUUUUUCGAUAGCUAAUUUCAAUAUCUGACAGAAGAAAUGAAACAGUUACGUGACCAUUAUCAUUCUUGCAGCAUUCUCAUGGAAAGCGAUGGUGGUCAAUUAUAGUUGACAGUAAUGUCAUUUAGUUAAAUAAUUUUAAUGAUUAAAUUUUGCUGGGCACGUGCAAU